AUGAGCUCCAACAUGGCUACAGCUGGGCCAGCGACUGUGGCUGCCCCCAGGAAGGAGUCCCCGGGCAGGUGGGGCCUGGGAGAGGAGCCCACAGGCGCGGGCCCCUCGCUGCAGUGUCGCGUGUGCGGGGACAGCAGCAGCGGGAAGCACUAUGGCAUCUACGCCUGCAACGGCUGCAGCGGCUUCUUCAAGAGGAGCGUGCGGCGGAGGCUCAUCUACCGGUGCCAGGUGGGGGCGGGGAUGUGCCCGGUGGACAAGGCCCACAGGAACCAGUGCCAGGCCUGCCGGCUGAAGAAGUGCCUGCAGGAGGGCAUGAACCAGGACGCUGUGCAGAAUGAGCGCCAGCCGCGGAGCACGGCCCAGCUCCGACUGGCCAGCGUGGAGUCAGACCCGGAGCCCCGGCUGGAGGCCCUGGGGGCCCCCCUGGCCCCGGCGGGGCCCAGCCCACGGGGCCCCACGCCUGUUUCUGCAGCCAGAGCCCUGGGGCCUGGGGCCCUCACGCCGCCGGGGCACCACCACUUCAUGGCCAGCCUUAUAACAGCCGAAACAUGUGCUAAGCUGGAGCCAGAGGAUGCCGACGAGAAUAUUGAUGUCACCAGCGAUGAUCCGGAGUUUCCCUCAUCCCCAUACUCCUCCUCAUCGCCCUGUGGCCUGGACAGCAUCCAUGAGACAUCAGCUCGCCUUCUCUUCAUGGCUGUCAAGUGGGCCAAGAACCUGCCCGUGUUCUCCAACCUGCCCUUCCGCGAUCAGGUGAUCCUGCUGGAGGAGGCAUGGAGUGAACUCUUCCUCCUCGGGGCCAUACAGUGGUCUCUGCCUCUGGACACCUGCCCACUGCUGGCCGCACCCGAGGCUCCUGCUGCCGGCAGCUCCCAGGGCCGGUUGGCUCUGGCCAGCACCGAGAGCCGCAUCCUGCAGGAAACAAUCUCACGGUUCCGAGCGUUGGCGGUGGACCCCACAGAGUUUGCCUGCAUGAAGGCCCUGGUCCUCUUCAAACCAGAAACUCGGGGCCUGAAGGAUCCUGAGCACGUGGAGGCCUUGCAGGACCAGUCCCAAGUGAUGCUGAGCCAGCACAGCAAGGCGCACCACCCCAGCCAGCCUGUGAGGUUUGGGAAGUUGCUCCUGCUUCUCCCAUCUUUGAGGUUUAUCACUUCCGAACGAGUUGAGCUCCUCUUUUUCCGCAAGACCAUAGGGAAUACUCCAAUGGAGAAGCUCCUUUGUGAUAUGUUCAAAAACUGAGGGAGGAGGAAGUAAAUGGGUCCAACUACUUUAGGAAACAGCCUACUGAAGGCACUCACUUGCCUGCCCUGUGACCCAGCAAUCCCACCUGUAGGUAUGUGUCCCAAGCAGAAAUAUCCACCAAAAGAUAUUAUGAAAAUAAUCACAGCAGCUUUAUUCAUAAUAGCCCCUGACUGUACAUCGGCAGUAGGAUGAAUUAAUAAAUUAUGGUAUAUUCAUUUAAUGGAAAACAGCAAUCAAGAAGAAUCAACUACCAACACAUGUGACAACAUGGAUGAAUUUCGCAGACAUAAAAGUAGAACGAAAGAACUUUGCCAGGCACAGCUUCUGCUUAUACAAAGUUCAUGAGCAGGCAAGACUAACCGGUGGUGGCGGAAGCUGGAAUAGUGUUUACCCCUGGGGUAGGGAGGUGGGGUGGUUGGAAAGGGCCCAGAGGAGCCCUCUGGUGACUAGAAAUACUCUUGAUGUUGACCUAGGUGGUGGUUUCACAAAUUCUCUCAUUCAUAAAAAUUAAUUGAGCCGCACACUUAAGAUUUGUGCACUUUACUGUAUUAUGUUAAAUCUCAAUAAAAAAGUGGAAAAAAAAAAUAAAACCAAGAAAACAAAUGUGUUAAAGGCUCUCCAUUGGAGAACACUGAAGUAAUGAGCACAAGCUCUUGUGUUCCAUCUGGUUUCCAUACCACGGCAAGAGUCCAGGGGCAACACAUUCAAGCCCAGCUUCAAAAUCUCCCACCAGAGUCAAAACCCAGCCUCUCUCCAGAUGGGGUCCCAUCACUCCACAGGCGCUGUCGGUGUUUCUCUUCCUGUCCUUCCUCACCCCUCCAUAAACAAAGGUGAGCACAUCUGACUUGAUGCCAGGCAGCUACAGGCAAUUUUUUUAGAAGGGGAGUCUCUCUCACUUCUUAAUUCCUUAUGGAGAGAUGCUCAGAAAAACCUCCUCCUUUGCAAAGACAGACCCAAAAGACCUAGGAAAUGAUAGUAAUGCAAAAAGGGAACUUGUAUGCGCCACUUGAUGAUACACCAGGCAGUGAACUGAGUGCUGAAUGGGCAUUGAUAUUCAAUCCUCAAAUUAGCUCUGGGACAGGGACCAGUCAUCCCCAGUGAUAAAUGAAAAAACUGAGGCUUGGAGA
Molecule: messenger RNA, 2366 nt
Organism: Callorhinus ursinus (northern fur seal)
Lineage: Eukaryota; Metazoa; Chordata; Mammalia; Carnivora; Otariidae
Source: RefSeq, a predicted model, not a curated record